Molecule: messenger RNA, 930 nt
Organism: Caenorhabditis briggsae
Lineage: Eukaryota; Metazoa; Nematoda; Chromadorea; Rhabditida; Rhabditidae
Gene: Cbr-srx-50
Product: Protein CBR-SRX-50
Exons: 8
Coding region: 1-930 (309 amino acids)
Cellular component (GO): membrane
Source: RefSeq, a predicted model, not a curated record
AUGAUGCCUGAUGAACAGUUGGCUGGAUUGAUCGUCUUUCCGCUCGCAUUUAUCGGAGUACUUGCCAAUUGGACUGUGGCUCUCUUGAUUCGAAAGCUUCCGUCUCUGAAAAAUUCAUUCGGAAGACUUACCGCUUCUCAAUCCAUUGGAGAUGCAAUUCAUUCCACAGUUUUUGCAUUCUUGUUUUCUCCAAUCGGAAUUGAGUUCAUGAAAGAUUACUCCUCUGUCAUUGGUCAUAUCCUACUCAUUGCCUACGACAUCUCAACAUAUUCUCAUUUGUGUAUCUCUCUCAACCGUUUUUGCUCAAUCGUGGCUCCCAUCAAAUAUGAUACCAUUUUCAGCAUGGCUAAUACCAAAAAACUGAUUAUGUUCUCAUGGGCUUGCGCAAUUCUCCCUUCAUUUUAUCUCUACAUCUACCAUGACUGUAAAUUCUAUUACAUCGAUGAUUUUUGGGUUUUCACAUUCUCCGCUACUCCAGUCUGUGGAACUAUCGUUUGGUAUGCGGAUUUUUUGAAAUACAAUUCGAUUGUUAUAUCGAUUGUCAUAAUUGAUGUUAUCACUGUCUCCAAAGUUCGAAAUUACAAGGCUAAUCUCUCAAAAACCUGCUCGCAGACACACGCAAAGAAACGCAGUGCAGAAAUGAACUUCUUGAAACAAGCCUGCCUUCAAGCAUUUGUAUUUGUUUGUGAACUCAUCACCUACUUUUUGAUCACUCCAAAAGUAGAUGGAAGUGAGAGAUGGCUCCGUUUCUUCUUGUCCACUGUAGCCUGGGUUUGCGUUCACAUGCUGGAUGGAAUCAUUACAUUGAGUUUCAACAAAGAAUUCACUCAAACCAUCUUUGGUGGAAUCAGAAUCAAAGAUCUAUCUGGACACUCGGGAACUCAUACUCAUCAUACUCGCCACGAAACUUCGAACACAAGCAAACAUUGA